AUGGUAGAAUGUACUAAAACUAAGAUAAUCUUUUCUCAUCAUUUCAUGAUUCUUAAUGAUCUUGAAGCGAACUACGGAUUACCUAUUGAUGCAACAGUGAAUAAUGCUGGGGUUAGUGGACUCAUAUUUCAUGGUGAUGCUUUGAAAGCUUCAGGGAUUGGUGAAAGUGAGCUAGAAAUCGCAAUAAUCAACGAAUUAAUGACUCACAAUUAUUAUUUGGCAAAGGAGUGCGUGCAAGUAAACUACUAUGGUCCAAAAAGAAUGAUUGAAGCUUUUAUUCCUCUCCUUCAAUUAUCUGAUUCACCAAGGAUUGUUAAUGUUUCUUCAUACAAGGGAAAGUUAAAGGUACAAUCUUUCCACCUCGGCAAACGAAGCAAGCGUAGCUCAGAUCGCUUUGCUUCAACAGCAGAAAAAUGCUCUACAAACGACGCUAGCUCAGUUGGCACCACCGCCACCAGUGGGUGA
Molecule: messenger RNA, 465 nt
Organism: Cornus florida
Lineage: Eukaryota; Viridiplantae; Streptophyta; Magnoliopsida; Cornales; Cornaceae
Product: short-chain dehydrogenase/reductase 2b-like
Exons: 4
Coding region: 1-465 (154 amino acids)
Cellular component (GO): membrane
Source: RefSeq, a predicted model, not a curated record